Molecule: messenger RNA, 234 nt
Organism: Soboliphyme baturini
Lineage: Eukaryota; Metazoa; Nematoda; Enoplea; Dioctophymatida; Soboliphymatidae
Source: the annotation of a GenBank genome assembly
AUGGGGAUGGCGCGCGGAAGUCAGCCGGCCAUAAAAUUCAAUCAAUUACUAAUUGCAGCAGAAACCACCAUAAUGACAGAACGGAGCGGAAUUUCCCGCUGGCCUUCGCUGCGCCUGCCAGCGAAGUUUUCGGUAAACGGCUGGGCCGAGGGUCAGCCGACUGACCAAUAUUGGAAUGACGUUUCGGUGGUCAGUUUCCCUUGCGAUCCCUCCGAAGCGGGUCACGUAACGUAA